Molecule: messenger RNA, 3472 nt
Organism: Arabidopsis thaliana (thale cress)
Lineage: Eukaryota; Viridiplantae; Streptophyta; Magnoliopsida; Brassicales; Brassicaceae
Product: exostosin family protein
Exons: 13
Coding region: 850-3231 (793 amino acids)
Biological process (GO): glycoprotein biosynthetic process
Cellular component (GO): Golgi membrane
Molecular function (GO): glycosyltransferase activity
Source: RefSeq, marked reviewed
UGUUUGAAGAAAAGUGAAAAUUGAUGAGAAAACCAAAAGAAACCGGUUAAGAAGAUCAAACCGGGAAUGGGCGGCGAAUGGUCAGAAGGUUAAGAAAGGUAGUUAAAAAUGAGAGAAUCGAAGCAGAGGAGGAAGAUGACGCACACGAGAGAGACGACCACUUCCAUAAUCAAUCAACAAUUGCUUUCCUUCCCGGCCAGCCACAGAUCUCCGUGGCCAUCUCUCUCUUUCUAAUUAUUACAAAGAAGCAUUAUUAUUAUUAUUUUAAUUAUAUAAUUAUUGUAUAAUCAAAUCUCUCUCUGUAAGUAAUAAUUAUCGUAUAAAUCCUCCCCAUUGUUGAGUUAAUUAGUUCUUGUAAACCCAUGACGUUUUCCGUCAAAGCUGGUGAGUUUUUGUCUCUCUCUCAGCUUCCUUAUGUUUGUUUGAAUACGUUCUGUCUCUUUCUCGUGAUUCUUCUUGUAACUUGUUUAAUACUAGCUCAAAUGUCUGAUUUGUAAUCAUGUAAAUAAUUCUUCUAAGUUUGGAUCCUUUAAUGUAUGAAAACCCAUGAUUCAAUGUUACUUACUCCUCUUCAUUAAUGUCUUCGCAUUUCAACUUUGAAAACUCCAUUGUUUCUCGGUCAAAGCUCACUGCUUUUUGUUUAUUUAUGUUUCAAUAAUUGCUCAAUUAUGGUUGUUGCCCAACCUUGUGGGUCUAUCUUUCCUUUAUUUCAGCUCAGUUUCUUUGACGAUUCCGUAAAUUCCAUUACUUUGUGUUUCGUGAGCAUGUGGGUUUUAUGUAAUCAAACUGCUUCCUUUUUCUGAUUCUCAGGCGGUCAACUUUGAAAACUAACAACUUCGGAUUUCCAUCAUGUUUUCUCACCAGAAAUGGAAGUUCUCAUGGUCUCAGAUAGCCACUGUUGCUUCUGUCAUUGUUCUCGUUUCCUUGGUUCAUCUGUUUCUUGGUCCUGUAGUGCCUUCUUUUGAUUCUAUUACUGUAAGACAAGCUCAGAAUCUUUGUGGACCAAGUAAUGAAUCAAUCUCACAAGUGACUAAGAAUUCAAGUCAAUCCCUUGUUGUUGUUGCCUUUGAUCGCCGCUUUCCUGCUGACUCACACGGUGCAGUAGUUUAUCGUAAUGCCUCGUGGAAAGCUGAGAUCGGACAAUGGCUUUCUAGUUGUGAUGCAGUUGCUAAAGAAGUUGACAUUAUUGAACCAAUUGGUGGGAGAAAGUGUAUGAGUGAUUGUAGUGGUCAAGGUGUUUGUAACCAUGAAUUUGGAUUAUGUCGUUGCUUCCAUGGAUUUACAGGAGAAGAUUGUUCACAAAAGCUUCGUUUAGAUUGCAAUUAUGAGAAAACACCAGAGAUGCCAUACGGAAAAUGGGUUGUUUCGAUUUGUUCCAGACAUUGUGACACCACAAGAGCAAUGUGCUUUUGUGGAGAAGGCACAAAAUAUCCAAACCGUCCAGUGCCAGAGUCAUGUGGAUUUCAAAUCAAUUCGCCGACGAAUCCUGAUGAACCUAAAAUGACAGAUUGGUCGAAACCAGACUUAGAUAUUCUAACAACAAACAGUAGCAAACAAGGAUGGUGCAAUGUGGAUCCAGAAGAUGCAUAUGCUAUGAAGGUGAAAAUCAAAGAGGAAUGUGACUGUAAAUAUGAUUGUCUUUGGGGACGGUUCUGCGAAAUUCCAGUACAAUGCACCUGCGUUAAUCAGUGCUCUGGACAUGGCAAAUGCAGAGGAGGUUUCUGCCAGUGUGAUAAAGGCUGGUUUGGAACAGAUUGUAGUAUUCCAUCCACUCUCUCGACGGUAGGAGAGUGGCCACAGUGGCUUCGACCAGCACAUCUUGAAGUUCCAAGUGAAAAAAAUGUCCCUGGUAAUCUCAUUAAUCUGAGUGCUGUGGUGAAGAAAAAAAGGCCUCUUAUAUACAUCUAUGAUCUACCCCCAGACUUCAACAGUCUACUUAUUGAGGGCCGGCAUUUUAAAUUUGAAUGCGUUAAUAGGAUCUAUGAUGAGAGGAAUGCAACAGUAUGGACAGAUUAUCUAUAUGGUUCCCAGAUGGCAUUCUACGAGAACAUCUUGGCCACCGCUCAUCGUACAAUGAAUGGAGAAGAGGCAGAUUUCUUCUUUGUUCCUGUUCUGGAUUCAUGCAUUAUAAAUCGUGCUGAUGAUGCACCUCACAUUAACAUGCAGAAUCAUACUGGAUUAAGAAGCUCACUUACCUUAGAGUUCUACAAAAGGGCUUAUGAACACAUUGUUGAGAAAUAUCCAUACUGGAACCGCUCAGCUGGAAGAGACCAUAUUUGGUUUUUCUCAUGGGAUGAAGGUGCUUGCUAUGCUCCUAAAGAGAUAUGGAAUAGCAUGAUGCUAGUUCACUGGGGUAACACAAACUCUAAGCACAACCAUUCAACAACAGCUUAUUUUGGUGAUAACUGGGAUGAUAUAUCUGAUGAGAGGAGAGGAGAUCAUCCUUGCUUUGACCCCCGCAAAGAUCUCGUGAUUCCAGCCUGGAAAGUUCCUGACCCUUACUCAAUGCGCAAAAAUUACUGGGAAAGGCCACGGGAGAAGCGGAAAACAUUGUUUUACUUCAAUGGGAAUCUCGGACCUGCUUAUGAAAAGGGAAGGCCUGAAGAUUCGUAUAGCAUGGGAAUCAGGCAGAAGCUAGCAGAAGAGUUUGGUUCUAGCCCUAACAAAGAAGGUAAGCUUGGGAAGCAGCACGCAGAAGAUGUGAUUGUAACUCCAUUGCGUUCCGACAAUUACCACAAGGACAUAGCCAAUUCAAUCUUCUGUGGUGCGUUCCCUGGAGAUGGUUGGAGUGGACGCAUGGAAGAUAGUAUCUUACAAGGAUGUGUUCCAGUCAUCAUUCAGGACGGAAUCUACUUGCCAUAUGAGAACAUGCUCAAUUAUGAAAGUUUUGCAGUUCGUGUCAAUGAAGAUGACAUUCCCAAUCUCAUAAACACUCUGCGAGGAUUCAGUGAGGCAGAGAUACAAUUCAGACUGGGUAAUGUAAAGGAGCUCUGGCAAAGAUUCUUGUUCCGAGACUCGAUUUUGCUUGAAGCAGAGAGACAAAAAGCUACUUAUGGACAUGAAGAAGACUGGGCUGUUCAAUUCUCUAAACUGAAGCACGAUGAUAUCUUCGCUACUAUCAUACAAACUCUGCAUUUCAAGCUACACAACGAUCCAUGGAGACGAGAGCAAGCCGUAAACCGGACUAAAGAUUAUGGUUUGCCGCAAGAAUGUCUCCAUAAAACCAGCUGAUCAAAAUCUAAAACAAAAAAGUUGGAACUUUGGAAGUAAAUACCUCAGAAGCUGCAGAAGCAUAUACAUAUACACACGGCAGAAUCAUUCAAGAUUCAUUGCCAAAUCGAUUCUUUUUGAAAGGAAUAAUCUUGGGUUUUGAGUUAGGUGAACCAUCAGUCAUUAUGUAAGCAAAACUCUAUUUGUUAAAUUCAAGCCAGUUUUUAUAAAGAUCGUAAGUUAACAAUUUAUUCAGCAUAUU